Molecule: messenger RNA, 2180 nt
Organism: Megalops cyprinoides (Indo-Pacific tarpon)
Lineage: Eukaryota; Metazoa; Chordata; Actinopteri; Elopiformes; Megalopidae
Product: phospholipid scramblase 1
Exons: 7
Coding region: 86-772 (228 amino acids)
Biological process (GO): plasma membrane phospholipid scrambling
Cellular component (GO): plasma membrane
Molecular function (GO): phospholipid scramblase activity
Source: RefSeq, a predicted model, not a curated record
CUAGUACUUAAUGCUGUAUACAUCUCUCGAGGUCUGCUCAAAUUACAUACUGCUGAAUUUUGGGGGAUAAAAUCUGUGUCUACACAUGAAUAUGUACAUGGUGCCCAACCCCCCCAUGCCAGGGUGUCCUCCAGGCCUGGAGUACCUGACACAGGUUGAUCAGUUGCUUAUAAAACAGAAGGUAGAACUUAUAGAAGCUCUUGUCGGGUUUGAAAGCAACAACAAGUACGAGGUGCGGAACUCGAUGGGCCAGAACGUGUUCUACGCGGUGGAGGAGAACGACUGCCUGACCAGGCAAUGCUGCGGUCCCCUGCGCUCCUUCACCAUCAGGGUCGUGGACAACUUCGGGCAGGAAGUGAUCACAGUGACCCGGCCGCUGAAAUGCAUGUCCUGCUGCUUCCCCUGCUGUCUGCAGGAGCUGGAGGUCCAGGCUCCGCCGGGGAACACGGUGGGGUACGUCAUCCAGCAGUGGCAUCCCUGCCUGCCCAAGUUCAUCGUGGAGAACGAGAACAGGGAGCCGGUUCUGAAGCUGCAGGGACCCCUCUGCGGCUGGAACUGUCUGCCAGACGUCGACUUUGAGAUCCUGACCAUGGACGAGGUCAACAAGAUCGGAAAGAUCAGUAAGCAGUGGACCGGCCUUCUCCGGGAGGCUUUCACUGAUACCGACAACUUCGGAAUCCAGUUCCCCAUGGACCUGGACGUCAGAAUGAAAGCAGUGAUGAUAGGCGCCUGCUUCCUUAUCGAUUUCAUGUUCUUUGAAAGUAACAACUAGGACCUGAGAGGAUCUCUGGCACCUUGGCAUGUGGGGAUGAUCAAGGAGGAAGAAGCCACGGCACGUUACACCUGUGUUUUUGUGUUUUGGACAUACAUUGGUUUGUAUGGAGGACUUUGUUCUGAAUAUCACAGGAGAAUAGGGAUGAAGAUUAGAGGUCAGAAUUACUGUAGCUUUCUGUGUGGAGUAUAUAUCACUGAUCAAGUGUGCACUGUGAAUCGGACUGAAAGUAAAGGGAAACCUUCCUUCAUAAUCUCGAUGAAAUGCCCAUUGAUGUCAGGCUACUUUGUACCCUGAGAUGCAUGAGUGGUUCAAGUAAAUUAUCCCUAAAUGUAAACAUGCAAAUGAGACUGAGAAUGAUCUGCAACUGGUUACUACCCUCUGCAAACAAAAAAAAAUCAGUUAGGAAAUCAAAAUCUGAUCAGAAUGAAAACCAGAAUCAUUCUGUGCGUCGGAGACAACAGAGGUCACGUCCUGCUUUAUAUCAAAAGAAGCCAACUAAAUACAUGAUGCCUCUUAUAAUUCAAAAUCUUUCAUCUCCUAUGCACACAUCACAAAAAGUCUGCUCAUGAUCGUAACUUCGUAACCGUGGGCUAAGUGUGAUCUAGUGUCAUCGUGUAUCUGUAUGUUAUAAGUGUUUAGUUAAUUUCAGCUUUUACAGCCUCCUACAACAAAGGAUUUUUUCGUUAAUGAUCUGUGUGUAGAAGUUGUUGUGGCGCAUUUGUUAUGUACUGUUACACAACCAGGAGUAAUUAUUGUUUAUUUAUGUUUAUUUAUUGUUUAUUUAUGUUAAUUUAUUUCAGAGAUCACUGACACCUUUAUACAAUUUUGGAUUAUCUCAUUAAUAUUCUUAUCGUGUUUUGCCAGAUAUCUAAGUGCACUAGUAGAACUAGGUUUUUAUUAUUAACAUUGCUUUUUAUUUUUCAUCUCAAGUUUUCAACUACUGAGCAAAGGCCAUAAUGAGAACAAUUUAUGUUAGUGCCAUCUUUCUUCCACCAGGUGGCAGCAGUUGUCCAUAUUCAGAUUUUUGGUGACAUAAAAUUGCAGCCGUACUGGCAGAGUGAAUACUCAUUUUACGCUUUCAGGUACAUUCAGCCUGAGUCACUUUGACUCACUCAGACUAGCUUCCACAUCUGUAAGACAGGUUUACACAGUUGACAGGUUGUUGUUGUAUACCAAAUAUGUUUUAGCUUGCACUGGAUUUUAUUCUUGUAUAGAGUUUAUUGUGUAUUUUGCUGUUUUUGUAAUUUUCUGUUUUAUAAAUACCACACAUGGGUAACAAAUAGUUGCACUGUAAAACAUUGGCAUAUUGACUUCAUGCACUAGAAAGCUCUUGAUAAUAAUUAGAAAUGAAAGACAAGAAUUUAGCAGAAUUUCUGACAGGCAUGUGUGUGUGUGUGUGUGUGUG